Sus scrofa (pig) is the source of this 1770-nucleotide messenger RNA. Lineage: Eukaryota; Metazoa; Chordata; Mammalia; Artiodactyla; Suidae. The record is from RefSeq and is a predicted model, not a curated record.
CGCGCGCCGCCUUGUUCACUUUACGCAUGCGUGGCGUGGUCUAGUGGCUACUGGAGCUAGAAGAUGGCGGCUUCCGCGGUCUGCCGGGUGGCCGGCACCGGCAGUCGAGUGCUGCUGCGCACCUGCCGCUCGCAGCCGGCCUUGCUGAGGUCUCCUGCGUUGCGGGGCACCGCCACCUAUGCCCAAGCUCUCCAGAGCGUGCCAGAGACGCAGGUCAGCCAGCUGGACAACGGGCUGAGAGUGGCCUCGGAGCAGUCCUCCCAGCCUACCUGCACGGUGGGUGUGUGGAUUGACGCGGGCAGCCGUUACGAGAAUGAGAAGAAUAAUGGGGCAGGCUACUUUGUGGAGCAUCUGGCUUUCAAGGGAACAAAGAAUCGGCCUGGCAGUGCCUUGGAGAAGGAGGUGGAGAGCAUGGGGGCCCAUCUUAAUGCCUACAGCACCCGGGAGCACACGGCUUACUACAUCAAAGCGCUAUCCAAGGACCUGCCAAAAGCUGUGGAACUCCUGGCCGACAUUGUGCAGAACUGCAGCCUAGAAGACUCCCAGAUUGAGAAGGAGCGUGAUGUGAUCCUACAGGAGCUGCAGGAGAAUGACUCGUCUAUGCGGGACGUGGUCUUUGACUACCUGCAUGCCACGGCAUUUCAGGGCACGCCUUUAGCUCAGUCCGUGGAGGGGCCCAGUGAGAAUGUCAGGAAGCUGUCUCGGGCAGACUUGACAGAGUAUGUCAGCCAGCAUUACAAGGCCCCUCGAAUGGUGCUUGCAGCAGCUGGAGGGGUGGAGCACCGGCAGCUGCUGGACCUCGCCCAGAAGCACUUCAGCAGCCUCUCUGGGACAUACGUUGAGGACGCUGUGCCUGCUUUUACUCCGUGCCGCUUCACCGGCAGUGAGAUCCGCCACCGUGACGAUGCCCUCCCUUUGGCCCAUGUGGCCAUUGCAGUGGAGGGGCCCGGCUGGGCCAACCCGGACAAUGUGCCCCUCCAGGUGGCCAAUGCCAUCAUCGGCCACUAUGACUCCACUUACGGUGGUGGCACAGUGAGUGCUGGGGUGGGCAUGGGGUCGGAUCUUGUCUUCAGGGAAGAGAGGGAGCUGGGCUGUGGGUGCUUAUGCUGUGGGGUUUGGGCAUGGGCCAUAGACAGGAGGGUGGGUGCUGAUCACCCUCACCCCUGGCAGCACAUGUCGAGCACACUGGCCUCAGUUGCUGCUACCAGAAAGCUGUGCCAGAGUUUCCAGACUUUCAACAUCUGCUACGCAGAGACUGGUUUGCUUGGCGCUCACUUUGUCUGUGACAACAUGAGCAUUGAUGACAUGAUGUUCUUCCUGCAGGGCCAGUGGAUGCGCCUGUGCACCAGUGCCACAGAGAGUGAGGUGGUCCGGGGCAAAAACAUCCUCAGAAAUGCCCUGGUGUCUCAUCUGGAUGGCACCACUCCUGUGUGUGAGGACAUUGGACGCAGUCUCCUGACCUAUGGGCGCCGCAUCCCCCUAGCUGAGUGGGAAAGCCGGAUUGCGGAGGUGGAUGCCAGUGUGGUGCGUGAGGUCUGCUCCAAGUACUUCUAUGACCAGUGUCCAGCAGUGGCUGGACUGGGCCCCAUUGAGCAGCUUCCAGAUUAUAACCGGAUCCGCAGCGGCAUGUUCUGGCUGCGCUUCUAGCCAAGAAGCCUGUGCAGACAAGAGGGUGGGGCCGGGGUUCGUGGUCCCCCCACCACAAACGUACCACCUCAGCUCUUCAAACCUGUGCUACACGUUACCACCAAUAAAGUCUUGUUUGGAGAA